Molecule: messenger RNA, 2064 nt
Organism: Fragaria vesca subsp. vesca
Lineage: Eukaryota; Viridiplantae; Streptophyta; Magnoliopsida; Rosales; Rosaceae
Product: dynamin-related protein 4C-like
Exons: 1
Coding region: 58-2064 (668 amino acids)
Cellular component (GO): cytoplasm; membrane; microtubule
Molecular function (GO): GTPase activity; GTP binding; microtubule binding
Source: RefSeq, a predicted model, not a curated record
GUUCUCUUCACUCAUAAUUCUUCUUCAACAUCAGCAGUACCAAAUUAAGCAUCAGAAAUGAGAGGAAGACAAACACAGACUGAUACAUCAGCAGCUCUGGUGCUUCAAGCACAAGAGCCUUCACCACUAAAUACCGUCGCACCAAUUGUGUCUUCCUACAAUGACAAAAUCCGCCCUCUGCUCGACGCCAUCGACAAGCUCCGUGACCUCAAGGUGACGGAGGAAGGCAUACAGCUCCCCACCAUUGUUGUUGUAGGAGACCAGUCAUCCGGCAAGUCCAGCGUCCUUGAAUCCUUGGCCGGUAUCAGCCUGCCCCGUGGACAAGGUAUCUGCACCAGGGUACCCCUUAUAAUGAAGCUCCAACACCACUCUAACCCUGAACCUCAUCUUUCCUUGGAGUACGGUGGCAGAGUCGAAGACACUAACGAGGUCAACAUUUCUGAAGAUAUUAUCAACGCCACCAAUUUUAUUGCUGGCGGAGGUAAGGAAGUUUCUAACACUCCGUUGACACUGUUAGUUAAAAAGAAUGGUGUUCCGGAUUUGACCAUGGUUGAUCUCCCUGGAAUCACUAGGGUUCCUGCUCCUGGCCAGCCUGAUAAUAUCUAUGACCAAAUCAAAGAUAUAAUCAUGGAGUAUAUAACACCUGAAGAGAGUAUUAUUCUGAAUGUUUUAUCUGCUACUGUUGAUUUCACUACUUGUGAAUCCAUUAGGAUGUCACACAGUGUGGAUAAACAUGGUGAGAGGACUCUUGCUGUUGUUACAAAAGCUGAUGUAUUACCAGAGGGUCUACUAGAGAAAGUUACUUCUGAUGAUGUGAACAUUGGUCUUGGUUAUGUCUGUGUGAGGAACAGGAUUGGUGAUGAAACUAAUGAGGAGGCAAGGGCUAUUUCUGAUAAACUAUUUCAAACUCAUCCACUGCUUUCUAAGAUUGAUAAAGCAAUAGUUGGAAUUCCGGUUUUGGCUCAAAAGUUGGUGCAGAUUCAAGCUGCUAGUAUAGCUCGCAACUUGCCGGAGAUUGUGAAGAAGAUCAACGACAAGCUCAAUGCUUGCCUUUCCGAACUCAACAACAUGCCAAAGAGUUUGUCAACCGUUGCUGAGGCCAUGACAUCUUUUAUGCAGAUCAUUGGAGCAUCCAAAGAGUCCCUUAAGAAGAUUCUUGUGAGAGGUGAAUUUGAAGAGUAUAAAGAUCAGAAACGCAUGCACUGCACUGCUAGGCUGGUCGAAAUGCUCAGUGAGUACUCGGAUCAACUUGACAAGUAUGAUCAUAGUGAAACCAAAUGCCAAAACUUUUUGAUGGAGGAGAUUAAUAUUUUGGAGGAAGCAAAAGGUAUCAAACUUCCCAAUUUUGUUCCCCGAAAUGCUUUCCUUGUUAUCCUGCAGGGAAAAGUGAAUGAGAUCAAAGAUCUGCCUAUUGAGUUUGUGGAGAGGGUAUGGACUUAUAUUGAAGAUGUGGUUAUUUCUGUGUUAAUGAAGCAUUCAGAAUGUUACUACCAACUUCAGUUGUCUACCAGGAGAGCUGGCCAUAAUCUAAUGGCUAAGAUGAAAGAAAAGUCGAUCAAGUGGAUGAAUGAAAUUGUUGAGAUGGAAAAGCUUACGGAUUAUACAUGUCAUCCGGAGUAUGUAUCUGAAUGGACUAGGCUCAUGGCUGGACAGACUGCAUUCUUAAGUGGCUUGUAUGGUGCUGACCACCCCUCAAAGAUAACUGUCUGUAUUGGGGAAGUUGAAGUUGAAGGUCUAAGGAAGUACUCCCAUGAAUUAGUAUCCCAAGCUUUUGACUUGAACAUGCGGAUGAUUGCAUACUGGAAGGUUGUUCUGAGAAGGCUAGUUGAUUCUAUGGCUCUGCAUUUGCAGUUGAGUGUUACCAACCUUGUCAACAAAGAGAUAGAGAAGGAGAUUAUCAAUGAGCUGAUGGGACCUAACUAUGGUUAUGGGAGUGGCAUUGAGAGGAUGCUGGAGGAAUCUCCUUCUGUAGCAGUCAAGCGUGAGAAGCUGGUAAAGAGCAUCAAGAAACUCAAGGAUUCUAAGGAGGUGGUGAGCAAGAUCAUGGAUGGCAUUAUUCCUUAG